AUCAGCCAUUUCUGAUUUUACCCUCGUUUCAGAAAGUACGCUUCUUUUUAGCGGCUGUUCUUCCUCGUCGAAAUCCCACUCUCACCAAAAAUAGAAAUUGGGGGGUCGUCCGUACGGUUCUUGCUUUAACUUUUUCAUUUUCCUUCUCGGCCUUAUCCGAAACGGUUAAACUGCGCCCGGUAACGUCAGGUUCUUUCUUUCUUCUUUUGGGAGGAGGCAGCAGCAGUUAGUGUUGGUUGAGUUGGUGUUUUUGCUGAUCGGUGGUGGUAGGUGUUGAUAAACAUUAGUUUGAACAUGAGUUCAGACAGCCGGAGCCGAAGCAGGAGCAGGAGCCGGAGCCCCAUGGAUCGUAAGAUCCGAUCUGAUCGCUUUUCUUACCGUAAUGCACCCUACAGGAGGGAGUCUCGUCGGGGUUUCAGUCAAAACAAUCUAUGCAAGAACUGCAAACGGCCAGGCCACUACGCUAGAGAGUGCCCAAAUGUGGCAAUUUGUCACAAUUGUAAUCUCCCUGGGCACAUUGCUUCAGAAUGCACCACCAAGUCUCUAUGCUGGAAUUGUCGUGAACCUGGCCACACAGCUAGCAAUUGUCCAAACGAGGGAAUCUGCCACACCUGUGGGAAGGCUGGACAUCGGGCCAGAGACUGCACAGCACCCCCAAUGCCACCUGGGGAUGUGAGGUUAUGCAAUAAUUGCUAUAAGCCUGGUCAUAUUGCAGCUGAUUGUACAAAUGACAAGGCGUGCAACAACUGUAGGAGGCCAGGUCACUUGGCACGUGAUUGUACAAAUGAUCCCAUCUGCAACUUGUGCAAUGUAGCUGGACAUGUGGCAAGGCAAUGCCCGAAAGCCAACAUUAUUGGAGAUCGAGGUGGUGGUGGUCGCAGUGGUGGUUACCGAGACCAUCGAGAUAUUGUGUGUCGAAACUGCCAUCAGCUUGGUCAUAUGAGUCGGGAGUGCAUGGGCCCUUUGAUGAUCUGUCACAACUGUGGUGGAAGAGGACACAUGGCAUAUGAGUGUCCUUCUGGGAGGUAUAUGGACCGUUAUCCUCGGAGGUACUGAUGAUGCGGCUUAAGUCAGUGGCAAUUAGUAUUAUGCUUUACUUGUGAUUGAAGGUUUGGAACUAGAUAGACUUAAUUUUGGAUUUUAGUGUAGUAAUUGCCGGAGUCGAUGUGAAGCACUUAUUAUUUUUCUUAGAACAUUAUAAUUAUGGUGCAUUGUUUGGAAUAAAAGAUUUAUUACCACAAACCCAGCUUGUAGAUUACUCAA
Molecule: messenger RNA, 1263 nt
Organism: Theobroma umbraticum
Lineage: Eukaryota; Viridiplantae; Streptophyta; Magnoliopsida; Malvales; Malvaceae
Molecular function (GO): zinc ion binding; nucleic acid binding
Source: RefSeq, a predicted model, not a curated record